UAGUGUAGAAACGAAAUGGCGAGAUUAUUUCUACUUUUGGUUCUCUGUGUGUUUGUUGUCUCAUUGGCUUCAGAGCUUGUCAUCGAUGUCCAACCAAACGUCAUAACGACAGAGAUAACACCCCAACUUGUGAUCAACUGUUCUAUAACCAAUAACCAAGUCCAACAACUAGACCUGAUCAAAUCUCUAACUCUUUCUCGUUAUAAUGAAACUAUCAGAGACUUUGAUGAACUCAUAGCUUUGGAUUCCUUGACACAAAAUCUAAAACAAUUUGUUAGAUUUAAAUAUUCACAAAUAGGUUUUGGAAAUCGGUAUAUAACUUUAAUCCUACAUAAUCCAACUCAGUUUGAUGCCAGAAUAUACAAAUGUAAUGCCACUGGAGCCAAUUCAGAAGGGGCGAAUAUUUCUUUGUUUGCUAAGAAGGCAGUAGAAUAUGAAACAAACUCGACCGCUUUAAUUGAAGAGAUUCGACGUAUCAAGAAAGACGAAAACUAUUGCUCUUUCAAGAAAGAUGAUCUCUCAGACAUCAAGCAAAGAUCGAGAGUUUAUUUUUCUGGAAGUUCUGAUAUUAUUAAAGAACGAAUUGAACCUUUGACAUUAAAAUGUACAUUUCAGGUUUUAAAAACAGAUCAAAAUGAAACUUCCAGACUUCAGUCUUUGUAUAUACUUCAUGAGUCCAAAGGUGUUAUUGCAUAUGUAAACAAAGCUCAACCCGUUGUUACAAGUCUCCAAGGAAGUAAUAUACAAAAUGUUGAAGGAGAAAUCUAUGACAACGCAAUUAAAGAUUCCUAUCUUCAAGUCACAUGGAGUAAUCUGAAACACACUGAGUCAGGAAAAUAUUUUUGCGAAGCCCAUAAUCAAUAUUCAGAAGGAAGAAUUGACAAGUCAAGUAACAUGUUAACCAUUACAGUUGAAAGACCAACGUUUGAUGACUUGGUGGAAGCAAUGCACAAAUUGUUUACACAGGUCGAUGGAGCCAAAGAAAGCCUAAAAGCUAUUAAUCAAAAUAUAAAGAACAUCAACAAAGACUUGGAUUUUAAAGAACAAAAUAUCACAAGCAUAAAAGAAGAGGUGAUUAGAAAUCAAAAUAAUAUACAGAUCCUUAGUGAAGAUUCGAACAUUAAGGAACAAAAUUUGACAAGCAUUAAAGCAGACUUGAGCACUAAACAACAAACUUUUUUAAACAUCAAAGAAGACGUGAUUUUAAAUCAACAAAAUAUAGACAAAAUAAAACAAGACUUAAACACUUAUCGACAUAAUACGAGCAACAUUGAAGAGCAUCUGGAAGUAAUCUUAGCCAAUCUUUCAACUGCCUCGAUAAAAGUGAAAAAUCAGACCGAUGAAGGAAGCACACUGAGCUAUUCACACCGUAAAUCUUGUCGUGACGUCAACAGUACAGACGAUCGUGUGGUGGUAACAUUAACUUCCGGGUUAAAGGUCAUGUGUGACACAAAGACAGACGGUGGUGGAUGGAUCAUCUUUCAGAGAAGAAUCAACGGAAAAGUAGAUUUCUAUAGAGACUGGAAGGAGUAUCGUGACGGCUUUGGGGAUUACAACAUUGGGGAAUUUUAUCUGGGGAAUGAAAAUAUUUUUAACUUAACAUCUAAUGGACAGUAUGAUUUAAGAAUUGAUUUGAAAUAUAAGAACAAGGCAUUUUUCGCGCAAUAUUCAAGUUUUAAAAUAUUGAGUGAAAAAGAGAAAUAUAAAUUAAACAUAGGAGUCUAUUCAGGAAAUGCUGGUGAUAGUUUUUCAAGGCACAAUAACGCAUUCUUUAGCACUUUUGAUAAAGAUAACGACGGGGAUGGGGUUAACUGUGCAGUGAAAUACACAGGAGCCUGGUGGUACUUCAGUGGAUGCCAUAGAUGUAACUUAAACGGUAAAUGGGGAAGUUCCGAUUUUGGCAAAGGUGUUAACUGGUCUGACUUAAGUACGUUUUAUUCAAGUGUUUCCUUUACCGAGAUGAAAAUAAGAGAAAUUUAAUAAGAUAACUUCUGCUGGACUAUUGCAUUUAAGAAUUGAUUAGAAUUACAAUAACAAGAAUUAUUUUGCUAAAUAUUCGAAUUGACUGAAAACAACAAUUAUACAUAAAAGAUAGGAGUUGACUCAGGAGAUGCUGGUGAUAGUUUUUCAUAGCACAAUAACGAAUUCUUUAGCACUUUAGAUAGAAAUAACGAAAAGAUAUUUAGAGAAUUUGUGCCCAAGAGAUUUUUAAAAAAUAUUUUAUUAUUAUUUUUUGUAAUUAUUAUUUAUAUUUUAUUUUGUAUUUCAAAUUUGUAUAUUCAUGUAUUGUAAAUUUUAUUACAGACAUUUUAAAGAAUACAAUUAAAGUACUAAAA
Biomphalaria glabrata is the source of this 2336-nucleotide messenger RNA. RefSeq names its product fibroleukin-like. The transcript is spliced from 6 exons. Lineage: Eukaryota; Metazoa; Mollusca; Gastropoda; Planorbidae. The record is from RefSeq and is a predicted model, not a curated record. Bases 16 to 1980 code for a protein of 654 amino acids.